GUUUGACGGGGCUGCCAUGGAUAGCGUUGCUUGUGAUUGGAUUAUAGAGCAUGCCAAUUCACUACGACUCCCAGAGAGUGAUCAGCACCUUCACAGUCUCCUGCUGGAUGAUGGGGAGGAUGAGUACAGAACCCAGCCCUUGGAGAUGAAUGAGUCAGAGAUGGUGCGGAAAGAGCUGGAACAGACUUCCAUGGACCUGAUUGCACAGCUGGAGGAGCUGGAGACACAGCUGGAGAUCGAAAAAGCUUGCCGUGAGAAUGCAGAAGUAUUUGCUGUUAAGCUGACUAAGGAGAACCGCAAACUCCAGCGCCUGAGCCUGGCUCUGCAGCCUGUCUGGGAGCAGCUGUCCACUGACAUCACCCAGCUCGGCCUUACCGAUGAUGAAGCUAGUGAUGCCAUCACUAAGCCCGACUUACCGGACCCACUCCAGCUUCAAGAAUUUCAGGAAACAAUCUCUCAUCUCGUCGAAGAAAAGGAACAAUUGGACAACAAGGUACAGGAACUGGACAGCCAACUGGUGACAUUAACAGAACAAAUGAAGAAGGAGCACUCUGAGAAGAUGGGUCUGCAGAAAGCGCUGGAGAAACAGAACAAGAGUUUACAACGGUUGAGUGAAGUCUCCACACAGGUGACCCGUGAAUAUGAGGACCUCAGGCAACAUCUGCAACUGGAGCAGGACCUUCGACAGCAGGCAGAGAGCUACGCCCAUCAGAUGCGGGUGAAGAAGCAGGAAGCCAAUAGGCAGAGUGUAAUCCUGCUGGCAAAUGCCAAUCCCAGCACACAGCUUCUCAAAGCCCUGGAGGAUGUGGCUCAGGCAACAAAGGCCUUGGAGGAAGAGAGGUUCCAACACCAGCAGCAGGUCCAAGAGCUACAGAAACAGAUUGACGAAUCAAAUUCCAAGCAGGAAAUCGACCGUCUUCAGGUGCUGCUGCACUUAAUGGAGGAUGCGAAAGAGGAGAUGGGGACGAAACUCAUGGAGGCCGAGAGGAGGAACGCAGAACUGGAGUCUCAGGUGAAGGAGCUUCAGGAGAAGCUAACAACAGCUGAGGGAGAAGUGAAGGAGGAACCAAUGAGACAUCCCCUCCCUCCACCUCCACCUCCACCUCCACCACUGCCUCUUCCACAAGAACCACCCACUCACCCCUUGGCCGAGUUACUGAAGAGAAGGCAAAAGAAUCAAGCAGGGGAUGGGCCGAAUAACCAAGACUCAGUCAAUCUCAAUGAUCUCAAGGUGAAAGCUGUCAAUGAGAUGAUGGACAGGAUUAAACGUGGCGUUGUCCUGAAACCCACCAAAAGGAAGGCGGAGCUUCUAGUUCCGAAACCCAGUGGGGAUGAAGGCAGUGCAGUACACGCGCUGAAAGGGAUACUGGAUUCAAUGACAAACAGGAAGGUCCGGCAAUCCAGUUGGAAAAGCGAGAAGAAACAGAGUGAGCUGGAAGCUAUCCUGCUGAGGAGGAGGAAGGUAACAGAUGCCAAAAAAAUUUCCGGAGAAAGAGACAUGGAAAAUCCAGCAGCAGUAGCACCUCCCACUGGCCGAAGUGAAGAGAUCAGCCCCAGGUUCCUCCCAGCCUCCAGCACACACCGAGCCAAGGGGCUGAAGAGAGGUCUGUCGGUGCAACAGAGCAGGAGAACCUCGGAUAUCACGGCCCUGAACAGGAGGAGCACAGAGCGGCCAGAGAAGCCAGCAGAACCCUGAGGGACUCGGACCCCCAGCACAGCCUCAGUGGUUCAGCCAAUCCAUCACCCCGACCCCUCCCCUCCCCCCAACCUUCUCCUCUCCCUCUCGUGUAAUGCAGAAUAAAGUAACUAUCACUGGAA
Molecule: messenger RNA, 1818 nt
Organism: Hemiscyllium ocellatum (epaulette shark)
Lineage: Eukaryota; Metazoa; Chordata; Chondrichthyes; Orectolobiformes; Hemiscylliidae
Gene: shtn2
Product: shootin 2
Exons: 16
Coding region: 17-1696 (559 amino acids)
Source: RefSeq, a predicted model, not a curated record